Molecule: messenger RNA, 22054 nt
Organism: Porites evermanni
Lineage: Eukaryota; Metazoa; Cnidaria; Anthozoa; Scleractinia; Poritidae
Source: the annotation of a GenBank genome assembly
AUGGAGGUAAGUCCUUGAAAUCAGUAAAUGCUCGGCUUGAUCAUGUGUUCAGGCAAUACACAGCAUGUGAUCAUAGCUAAUCAUUGAUUGAAUUGAUUAGAACAGCUGAAUUUGUUAGUUUAACUAUCACUUGCACGCCCAUUGUACUUGAGCUUAGGUAAUUAGUGCACCAAGAACGUGUCUAAGAUGAUGUUAGAGCUUGAGCUUCGAGAGUGGACAUGUUUUUUUUUUCAAUAUCUCCAAUAUUGAUGGAUUUUAUAAUAGCCCUUUGGCCCAUGUGUUGCUAUAAUUCCUCUUGUAAAGCUCAAUAAUUUUGUGAAAUCUGGUGAUAAGAGCUUGAUUAUGCAAAUUUUUUAAGUUCCUUUCUCACAGGUUGGAGUGGCUCUUAAAGAGCUUUCAUUGUUUAAAUUUUUCAACAUGCUCUAAGCUGCAGGAAAGCUUGAGUAAACUAUUUUGAUCAUUAUUUUUAUGCCUGUAAUGUUGGCAUAGUUUUCUGGGUAAAUACCUUUAUAUCCAGCAACGUGAUGGCUUAUCAGAUUAAAGUUGCCAUAACGUGACUUUGCAUUGGCAGCUGGUUUCAUACAGUCAGUCAUUCAUUAAUCUCUUGAUCUUUUGAGAAGCUUAAAAAGGGUAUAGGACUUCAAACAGUGGUUACAUGAAUUCACAAUACAGCACUUGAGAAAAGAUGGGAACUUUCAAAGAAAUGAUGACGACUUAGAAUGGCGAGGAUAAUUAUGGUGGAUUGUAACACACUUAAUGUCCAGGACCUUUGAACAUGGCCAUGCAUUUGUUUAUUACAUGUACUUGAACUGCUUUUGACUUUGUUUCGAGUAACAGUUUUAUAGUCACAAUCGUAUUAUAAAAUUUACAUCACCCAAAAAAACGACGUUCAUUGUUGUGAAGACAAAGGGUCUUUGUUAAUUUGGUUUGAGUUGUUUUGAUGUGCCAGGACUAAUGUUGUGCAUCAUGGGAAGGACACUGGGGUUUAAUUACAGCAUUGCAGUAUUGAGCUUUCUUUCGAGCCAUAUUUCAGUAAUUUUUGUUUUAAUGUGUAUUGCGGUAUCGUCUAGCCCUCUGGUAUGUGGUUUCUCAUUAUUUUGACUAACAGUGUUGUAAAAGAAGAUAUUUCACCGGUACCGUUCAUUUGCAUUCUCCUGUCUAAUACAGGUCAAUACAAUAUGCAACACAAAACACAAUAAGCAAAACAGGUUAAUAAAAGUAAAUGUUUUUAAGUCUUCAGACAUAUAGAGGAUAUUACAUGACCACUUGGGGAUACCAAUUUUAUCUUCGAGUGCUGAAAGUAUCUCUCACGAGUGAGCGGAGCGAACGAGUGAGAGAUACUUUCAGCACGAGAAGAUAAAAUUUGUAUCCCUAAGCGGCCAUGUAAUGUUGUGUUUAUUUUAUAGAUACUGAUGAAAUUCCUACAUAAAACACAACUUUUGUUUUUAUUCAUUUUCAAAACAGCAAAUGUUAUGAAACUCAGAUAUAAAGUUAUAAAGGAGAAAUAAAGAAAAUGAUACUUAUAUUUUCUGUUCCAAAAAGUCAAAAUUCUAAUGAAGAAGAGAAAAAUUCUAUAACAGCAAAAGCGUAUGUUAGUUACCAUGGCGACACCAAUAUCCUCACACGUGAAAGAUAAAAAUAGUAUCUUCACUGCGCACGAUGAAGAUAUGAUUUUUUAGUAAAAGGAAAAAUCCUGGUAUUUCAUCAGUUUCUAUAUAAUAAAAUAGUAUACAUUAUUACAAUGUAGUUUGAUUCUCGUGAGUGACCUCCUCCCAUAAGCGACCAAUAAAUCUUCACAUAGUGGUUGGUUGCUAACAGGAGGUUUGGACUGUAGUAUUGAUUAGAUUUGCCAGUGAAUUUGGUUUGUCUGUAAAAACAAUGUAAUGUUCCUCUUUCCUGUUAAUAGUCUGGAUCCCCACCUGCCCUGGAAACCACUAAGAAAAAGGCCAAGGUCAAGAGAAGGCUUGAGUUCUCUGCUUCUGACUACAAGUCCAAGAAAAAAAUCCGUGUUAAGAGUGACUUAGUUAUCUCUGUUGGUCCUAUAAAUGAAAAGGAUGCAUCUGCUAGUGAUGAGAUCAUAGUAUCUGAUCAAGAGGUAAGUAUAGUUGGCAAAACCACAGUCCCAUUCGAUGUUCUUUUCCACAUUUUUAUACUAUUACUGGGGCGAGGAAGAUCAUUCCUUAUACCAAGGACUGCAUAAACCCUAACCAAUGUGUUUUUUUUUUGUUAGCCUGUGGAAGAAUGUGCAAUUGGCCAGUUAGUUUGGGGCAGAUUGAAGGGCUAUGACUGGUGGCCUGGACGCCUUGUUUCCUACAUUGAGGCACAAAAAACUCCGCCUUCUACAAAUAAUCACUGGAUCAGGUGGUUUGGGGAUAACAAGUUUUCGCUGGUUUGUAAAUUUGUUUAGUAUACAUGUAAAGUCAAAACUAGCGAGUGAGCACAGCCCUGACUCUCAUAGUCAGACAGCUGUUUUCUCUGCAAGAUUUCAAGAUGGUUUUUACAUCCAACUACAUCUGCAUCAGUCUCAAAUGUUAGGAAGACUGUAGACAGUCUUUACACGUUUUUAGUCCUGUGUUUCAACCAAGAAAAGUCGUCACAAUAUUUCUUUUAGUUUAAUAAAUUACCACCCUUUAAAACGUCCUUGGAUUGCAAAUUAAUUUCUAAUGCCUAAUAAGUCUUUACACCUCCCUGUUACUUAAUACCAGAGAUCCCCUCCUAAAUUUCUAUGUUCUGGUGUAAAGACUAAGCAAAAUACAUAUUGAAGUCUGUUUUGUGUGUUCGUUCAUGAUUGUACAAUGUAAUUGUAUAAACACUUGUCCUAGCUUCCUGAGUCAUGUUUACGCCCACUGUCCAAAUUCAGAGAAAGUCUCAACCGUGGAAAAUUGAGAGGAAUUUACAAGAGAGCUAUUCUUGAUUGCUUAGAGGUAAGGUUGAAUGAACAGUGUAAUAUGCAUGACCAUAGUCAGAGUCCUGUUCAUGUGGAAAAGGUUUAUUUUCUGAUACAAAUUUAUUAUGUAGUACCUUCAUUUUAAUUAAAACAAUGCUGCAAUCCUUUUACUUCUCUAAGCAGGCUAUCAGCUUUCCACAAUGCUUAAAAAAAUGCAUAAUUAUGGUAAAUUUUGCUUAUCUGGGGUCAAUUUAAUAACACUUUUACAAGACUAGUGUAAUUUACAAGUGUAGCUAUUGUUUUAGAGUCUCAAAAUAAUAGCUUGUAAAUUAGACUUGUAAAAGUUUUAUUAAAUUGACCACUGGUUAAACAAGUGCAGGAGUGGCCAAUCAAAAACUGCCUGUCUCAGACUGGUGGUUUAAUGCUUAAUCUAGUUAACUGCCUUGCUGAUAACUUUAGCUUUUAAGAAGUCCAGAGCAUUUAGCCAGUCUUAUUUUGUUCAAGAAAAUAGUGAUUGUGGAUUGAUAUUAAUUUUUAUACUUUCCAAAGGUGGCUGCUAGUAGGUGUGGAAAAGUAUUCUCCAAGAGUCCAAAAAACCAAGCAGUGCAAACAAAAAAAAGCAGCAGAACAAGGCAGACAAAGAUUGACGCAAAUAAGAUUGCCAAGCAGCAAAAGGAUGAAGUACUUACUGAUAAAGAGAAGCAGGAUAUGAUGCUAGAAUGGGCAAUGAAUGGGUUUAAACCAAGUGGCCCUAAAGGUUUUGCUCCAACUGAAGGUAAUGGAAACACAUGUGCAUUGAUUGCGGGCGACAAGAGCAGCCAGCAAUCCUAAUCUUCAGGUUGUCAUUUCACAUUUCACAUGCGUCGCAUGUAUGUAGCCAGCAUUCGUUUGGACUUCCACUAAGAAUAAACGGAAUGCACAGAAUACAGUUUGAUCUUGCGCGUUUCGACCUUCUACCCCUAGUAAUCUGAUCACGCAUGUUUUGACCAUCUGUCACGUGAAUGCUACGCAAAUUAGCACAGCGUUGAAGCAAAAACGUUUUGACCUUUGGUUAUUACUGGUAUAAGUACAUGACUUUUGUAUAUUUAACUCCUAAUGAUACGUCCCUUGAUUUCCAUGCAGCCUUUUAUGCACCAGCUUGAUUUCCUCCUACUAUAAUUAUGCCAUAUUUAGCCACAUCUCAGCCAGUCACUAAGAACGAGGGACCAGGGAUUUCCCCAACUACUGUCAUCAGAAAAAAAGUGGAAAAUAAAACCAAAGGAACUUCUGGAGCUGUUCACCCAGAAUGUGAAAUCUUAGCUGCACCCCAAAUAUUAUUAUUUGAAACCUAUAGGAACUACAAACGUACAGUUCAGGAAAAUGAUAACUUUGAACAUGAGUAGAUCAGCAGACGUUAUUGAUUAAAAAGUCAAGACUCUCAGCAGAAUUAUUAGAGUUGGAAAGUCCAUUUUUAUAGUUAACUAUAGUCAUGUGUUGAUUAUUGAUUGAGAUCUUUAAGCCAUACAAUAAUUGAUUAUGGAAACUGUCUAAUCGAUUAGCAUGGGGAAGAAAUAAAACUUCUUGUUGGCAAAUGAGCAUAUUAAAAAUUUGUGUGUUGUCUUUUUAAUGGCAUCAUAAUAAAAAAUUAAAGAAGAAAGAAAAUUUGAAUAAAUUCAAAAAGCUCUAGGCGAGAAUCAAACUCACAACUAUCCAAGUUCUACAUCUCAAAAUGCUCUUCAACCACUGAUAUUAUUCUAGAACUCUAUGGCCAGCAAGGUCAAAUCCGCUGCGGUCCCAUUUCUGAAACAUUUCAUGUUUUUGUUGUGUUUUAGAACAUACAGCAGCUGUCCUAAAUGGGAUUUGUACAAAGAGUUUUUUUCCAAUUAUAACUGCAUGAUAAAUCAGUUGGGUCAAUUCAAUUAUUUCUUAUGAUCGAUUGUGAGAUCUCAGCCAAUUCUCAACACUCAUUAACUGUGUUUUCCUCAUUUAAUAGAUGACAUGAUGCCCACCACACAUGCUACUGUUACAGCAGUAGUAGAUCUGGCUUCAAGUGACACAGAUUCAGUUAAUGUUGACUACAAAUCACGAUUUGGAAAACCAGUCAUGGAACCUAACCUGGCAGAAAAUAUAAAAGGUAAGAGUUUGCUUUUACUGGGGCUGCAAUAACAUGCAUUAUUUUUCAGGUACAUAGCAGUUUUGGUAAUAGUUAACGGUUACUUGUAAACCUGUAUAAGCACUUAGCAAAAUUAAUAAGGUUUCAAGUUAUACAACUAACAGCUUUAUCUUUAUGCUGUGAUUAAGUUUACUUUUCUUUGUUUUAUACUCUUUAAAAACUCUUAUGAUAUCAUACCCCAAAAAUGGCAGAAUAUAGAAUACUAAACCAAAGAUUAAAAUUAUGUCAAAACUUUGUUUACGUGCAAAUUAAAAAAGUAUCAAAAAACAGAACUUUAUUGUGUAAUACCCUUAUUUGUAGACAUUUAAGAAAGUUUUUGCAUAGAUAAGCCACGGCUUCACUCAUUUGUUUCCAUCUUUUUGUCUCUGAAUCAGCUCUUUUUAAUGAGGUGGUAGAUGGGAAAAAAAACAUUGAAGGUAAGCAGAUCUGAAAUAAAUACGCACAAAAUCUAAAAUAAUUGUUAUUAAUUAUUAAUAAUUACUGAUUUUCACAAAACUAGCUGUACAUUUUACAGAAUUCAUACUAUCCCUGGAAUUUCUGGAAAACUCCUGAAAAUAUCUUGGAAAUUAUUUCGUUGAUGCCUGUUCCUAUUAAUUAUGCAAUGCAAUGGACUAAUGUUUUUUUAUGAUAAAUUUAAAAGUGCUUGCCUCGCAGGAAAAAGCUGCAUAUUUUUAACACCCCUUUUCUCCCAGAAAUGUAGGUCUCUGGACAUCCUACCCCCCUCAGAAUUUCCACCAACCAUUUGUUUGGGGAGGGGCAAGUAUGGUUAUUUUCUGGAACCACACAUUCUAUUUUCUAUUUUUUUAAUUGGCCAUGGUGAAUCAAGGUGAUGAAAGGGGAUAAAAUGUUACUUGCGUCCAAGUUAAUGUUGCUCCCUUAUUGUUACAUGCCCAACCCAUAAGGGUUAAUGAGAUCACCAGGGUCUAUGCCCUCUACACUUUUCAAAGCAACAGUCUGUUUUCUUUUAUGUACUACAAAAGUCAUAACAGUAAGAGUGCUGUGAGAUUGGGACUAAGGUCUUCCAUUCUUAUGAGAGAUUACUAGCCAUUUGGAGAAGUCAGGGCAAAGGUUUUACAUUCUCCUCAGUUACUUUAAACCCUGAGUGUUGGUCCGGCUUGUAUUGGAACCCAUAGUUUGGUACCCAACCAACAGAGCCAGCCAUGCAGCAGUUAAUGAACCCUACUCCUGCAUCUCGAAAGAGUUGGUGAGACACGGUUACCACUGACAGUUUUGAUAUGAAUUAAUGUCAUAAAGAAUCAAUUUAGAGUUUCAGCAAAUUCACCCUGUCUUAUUGAGGGGGAUUGGUUAUCAUCUCAUUUAUUUCAUUUAUUUUUUUUAGGGAUCUGCUUGGCCUGUGGAGACCAUAGAGUUUGUGCUAAACACCCAUUGUUUGAAGGUGGACUUUGUAAGGAGUGUAAGGUACGUGUAGUUGUAACAUAACUGAACCCUUUAAGCCCCAAGAUCCAGAUACAAAUUCUCCAGACUGAUCUCCAUACAUUUCUUUUAAGAAUAGUUGAGAGAAUUUGGUUUAAGAUCAAGGCAUUCUCCCUUUGGUAAUCAAUUUGGUAAAUCUCAUAAGCUUUACUCUUGAUGAUCUGCUGAUGUUGGUGGGAGAAAAAUUGAUGUUGGUCACUCUUGGCAUCUAAAGGAUUAAUGCCUUUGUUGAGUACUAAACAGUUCAUUUUAUACACCACUUUGCUAAAAAAGCUGUUAUGCUGUGAUGUUGAAAAGAAAUUCACCAGUAACAGGUUUACAAAACUGCAGAAAACAAAAAGUAACAAAUCAAUAGAACAGAACAGAAAAUUACAAUACAACCAAGAGGACAAAGCAAGGGGUUGGUUAGGUAGGGUAACCGGUCAUUUCGCCCCAAGUCAUUUCGCUCCGGUUACUUCGCCGCCUAUUUUCCAGUCAUUUAGCGCGCUCCAAAUAUAAUAUUCCUCGUUCUAUAUAAGCCCUAAACCAAACCAAGCGCGCUUCAAAAUUAUUCCUCUUUCUGUAAGACAUUAACCAAAACAAGCGCGCUUCAAAUGUCAUAUUCCCCGUUCUAAAAUAGGGGGCAAAGUAACUGGGGCGAAAUGGCUUGGGGGUGAAGUAACCGUAAAGCGUUGGAUAGCCAUACACAGUGACACCUGUGUUAAGCAGACCCCAUAAUAGCUCAGUAUGUUUGAAACGCUAAGUAAAAUGAACCUGUAUUUAGUGGACAUAUCUUAGUUAAGUGAACAUCGAAGGUCCUUUGGGUGUCAGCCUAGUUUAGGUUUCACUGUAUCUAGUAAAAUCAUGGAUCUCUGAUCUGAAACUUUGGAUCUUGACUUCUUGAUGGUGAGAGUCUUGAAUUUAUUUUACCAUUAACCGUCCUAUCAUGGUUACUCCUCCAACCACUCUCAGCCCCUCCCCCGAAUAAACGGGAAGGGCGAGGGGACUGAUGACAGAGUGAAAGAGUCAGGGGCGUAGCGUGAGAUUUUGAAGGUGUACGCACGCGGAGAAGAAAAGUUGUGGCGUCGAUGGCGGCCCAACCUAGCGGGGAGUCUGGGGGAUAUGUUCUCCUAGGAAAUUUAUGGUCUCGGGAAUGCUAUUUUUUAGCGUUUUCCGAGGGACUUUUUCAGUAAAUUAACACAGGAAAAUACUGUAGUUAGUUGUUUAUAUACAUUGCAUGUUUACCAGGGAAAAAGAGGCCAGUGACGCAAUCAAAAUUGUGGAAUAAAAGAAAAGGGAAAAAGGAAAUGUUCAGACAAAGACUCCCGAAUUUAGUGCGAAAAAUGUAUCAGUCAUCCCGAUUUAAUGAUAAAAAAGAAAUAUAUAUAUAUUUUUCCCCAUAUUUCAGCCAGUACAUGUACGUACGUGCGUAUGUGCUUAUAUGGACGUUACGCUCUUGAGAGUAAUACUGCUCCUUCAGGAAGUUUAUUCUCAACCUGAAUUUACGUUUUCUACGUUGCUUGUACAGCAAUAAUACACCAUUAGAAAUCAAAGUCGAUGGCAUUAGGUACAUGUGUAAUGCUCAUUGUCUUAUGACUUGUACGGCCCCGCGCGGAAAACCAUAUGAAAAAAAAAAGACCCGUAUGAGGGCGGUACGCGUCAAGUGAUAAGGCCGAGAAAACGCGUACGGCCCUGCUAGAAAAGCGUACUAUUUAAUGCGGGCUCGCUCCGUCAGAAAAAUUCAAAAACACAACGGUCAUCUGAUAAAAAUGGUUAUUGAAUGAGUUAGGUCGGGUUAGGUCGUACAUUCUAACCUCAAGCCAAAUAUUUUCCCAUCCGGCCCUCUGCCUCAGUCAAUAAGUACAUAUUAUUAUGAGCACUGCAAUUAGGAAACAAAUUGGUGGAAAAACUGCGGUUAAUUAACAUUUUGACGUGUUUACCAGCGUUUUUUGUGCAUGUUUGUUUAAUUUAGACUUCUUUUCUGGAAAAUGUUUAUCUGUAUGAUGAGGACGGAUCGCAGGUAAGAUUUAAAGAACUGUGUUAACUUUUACUGACUAUGAUUUUGUAGUGAUCAACUGGCUAGCGCAAUCGAUAUCUAUCGAUAAAAUCGAUUGAUUAAAUUAAAAGUCGAUAAAAAUCGAUAGAGGAAAAGGUUGUUGCUAAUUGAUAAUUAUCGAUUUUAAUCGAUUUUCAACGAAUCGAUUUUAAUGGGUCCUUAAGUUUCCAUGUGCUUGAGCGGUUAACAUAGGAAAAGAACGUUGUUUCCGAAGUACAUUAUUUAUGUGGCCUUGGACGGAUAAAUUUGUAACGAAAUGUAUUUCACAAAUUACACUCAAUACUCUAACGAAACAUUUUCGGCCAAUCGACAGGAUAAAAAAGAGUUACAAAUGCGUUAAAUUAACAUAAACAACUUAUUCAGCUUGGUUGCAUUGGAAACUGUUCAAUUUGAACCCUACACUUUACAUUUCAAUUGGUGAGGAUACUGUUCAGAAUCCAGUUUGUCAGUAAGACCCUUGCUUCUUCAAAAAUCUAUGAUCGCAAAGCAUCAUUAAAAUCAUCCUGCAAAUAUGCAAAACAAAGUAGAUAAGCAACUCCGCAACUAAAUGGAAAGAGAAGUAUCGUGACCAAAACGCCAAUCGCUAGCUGUUCUCAAGUUUUUCAAAUGAGGCCCAGUUUUCAAUGCAUUGAUUGGGUUUUGAAUCCUGAAGAUAAUGAAAAAUCAUGAUAGCGAUAAUAUCGUUAAAAUCGAUAGCGCUCACGAUGAAAAAAGUUGUUGCCAUCGAUUUCUAUCGAUUGACCGACACAAUCGAUAUCAAUCAAAAAGUGAUUAUCAACAAUUAUCGAUUGGUUUUCCCAUAUCCGUUUUUAUCGAUUGCACUAGUCAGCGUGUCCUUAGCCUCCGUAGCUGGUCACACUACAGACUUUUUACCUAGGUAAACACGACUUGUUGACAGUUUACCUAGGGAAACUUGAUUUUUUAAGUGUGACCGAUUUUUCCCUAGGUAACUCACCUCGGGGAAAUUGUAUCGUCUGGGUCUUGAAUAUGUCUCGAAAACAAUAGAGUUUACCUUGACAGCUACCCCAAAGCAAUAGCUAGGGGAAAAUGAAAUACCGAGGUUGCUAGCCAAUAGACGCUCAUCGGCGAAGGUCUUGAUGACAGAACCGGACAUAGAUCACGCUGUGAAAGAAAUUUUGGGGGCACGAGUCGUGUACGUCUUCGCCUUUCUUCACCUUGCACGUUGAAUUAGCGUAAGAAAUAACAACGAGAUAAAAGAAAAAAACGUCUCUUUGAUCAGCUAGAUCCCUGUGCAUUUUGCCUUCUUCAAUUUACGGUCCAAAAAAUUUAACUGGCGUGAAAAAUUUGGGAGCCGAUAUCAGUAGUGUGACCUUCCCAGAAUUUUUACCUAGGUAAAACAAAACCCGAGAAGAAUUUACCUCGGGAGAUUUUUGAUGGAUUUGCCCUAGGUAAAUCGGUUUUACCUAAGUAAAAGUCUGUAGUGUGACCACAGGUAAUGUGUAGUAGUCGAGUGAGAUUUGGCGGCGGAGCCGUUGUAAUAUAGUCGACUGAGAUUUGACGGCGGAGCCGUCACGAGCGGCGAAGCCGCGAGAAAUACGGCCUGCCGGAGAACUACGAUUUUUCGAAUGCCGCCCACUUUUGUCACCUUAGCUGAUCGCAAUUAAAUCAACCAGUCAAAGAGAAACCUGCAAGUUGAAACUUCCGAUUAUUUUCGCGCGAGACAGUUUAGAAAUAAGCGUUGACAGGCUAAACACUUCUCCUAAGCUCGUGAUAAUGUGAAACGUGACCUUGUGAGUUUGGUUGAACAGCGGUUUUUUUAUUUUCUCGGCUCUCGCGCGAAGGUUACUAGCACUACACAGUGCAUGUAUCAUUCUAAACUUUGACUGAGUAAAUCUUUUUUUGCAACACCAGGCUUAACAUUUAAAGGUCGUGAAGCUGGUUUGUUACGUGCAUACUGAGUAACCAUUUCCGGUGGUUUAUUCUUCUGUAGGUGUUCCUGAUAGGAUUUGAUCUCAGAUGCAGUUGUAUAGUGUUUUAAUUUUCUUUGACCUUUGUUUCUUACGGCUAAAUAAAGACAAUUGCUCAUCUAACAUGAUUGACAUAUGUAUGGCCCUCGACCAAUCCGUUUCCCCGCACACUGGUGUGCGGACUAUUCAAAAUACCGGGGUUUUCUGGCAGGCGGUAUUUAAACCGCCUCGUCGCUACUCCCUUUUUUUUGGAACACAGCUCCGCCGCCAAAACUUUAAUCUCGCACCCACACAAUACCGCCAGCUACGCAGGCUAGCGUGUCCUUGAAUAGUUACACGUAUAAAGUCAACCACAAUGAUCGUAAAAGUACUAGUGCUUUUGAUUUUACCCCUGGAAUGUAGAAGGUUUUUUUUAGGGCGGACUGUAACACUCGUUAAUAUUUUUCUCCUUUUACAGGCAAAGUUCACACGCCACCGGGGCGAAUUUUCGACCGACUGACUGAACUGGACUGAACUGACUGGACGCUUUGUUCUCACGGAACAUUGUACGGCUAGGCGUCUAAUUUUCGUGCAGUUAAGGUGCUUCCGUGUGAUGGAAUCACCCAAAGGCCAAACUAACGAAUUUUCAACCCAUGCCAUGAGAACUUAGCCUCAGUGAAAAAUAUAGCUUGCGAGUAAGCUCUCCGGGGCGCUCUGGCGGUGGGGCGGGAAAACAAACGGAAGCUUGCAACUACAUCUCUGGAAUUUGAAGAUCUGCAUAGAAAAAGUCAAUGCGAAAUGCUGAUUGGCGAAGGUGACAUUAGUAAUGUCGUCAUUUCCCUUGGCACGUGUUUAUCAAUGUUGGUUAAUAUUCGCGCUCGUUUCCGCUUCGCGCUGAUUGGCGGAGAUCUGAAAGCUCAGUCGUCAGGGAGCCACAGGGAAAUUGGACGCUAAAUUCAAAUUCCAGAGAAGAAGUUGCAAGCUCUCCUUCCUUUUCCCACCACGCCGCCAGAGCGCCCCGGAGAGCUUGUUCGCAGGCUAUGAUAAAUAAAGAUGUUCGAGUUCUUCCUUCUAGAGAUGUCAUAGUCUCUCAUACCAUGGAAAACGCCUUAAACUUUGUUCUUUCUCAGCACUGUAUCAAAAAAAAAACGCGAUUGGUAAAAAUUCAGAUCAAUUUUUUUUAUGUUCCUUUUGUCAGUGGUUGAAGAUAUACAAGCUUGACUAAAUCUAAUGAUUCCAGGCUGUUCAUCACCAAUCACGCCAGUGGGAACUACUCCGCACUUUGUAAUCUCCACAAAUUAUUUUUCUUUAAUAAAUUAGAUGUACUGCACUAUUUGUGGUGAUGGAAAGGAGGUUUUUAUGUGUGACAAGACUGGUUGUUUUAGGUAAGAAAUAUUGGUUCUUGCACUCAUUGACGUUGAUAGUACCUUAAUGAAGGUGAAACGAUACGAUUUUUUUUUUGUUCAGAAUCACAUUUAGCCGGAGUCACUUUUUGGUUAACUUUCGCUAGACUUCCAUCUUUAAGAUAAUAACAUGUUUUGCGAAAACACCGAUAAAGAAAACCAAGGGCUGGUAAUUUUAAACGAGGUCAAAGUUAAACAUGGUCAAAAUCUCAACAGAGGAUUACCAGCUCUCCAGUAAACAAAACUUGGCACAGUCCAAACUCCGUUUUUGGCAAGCCUCAGCGCAUGUUUAAGUCCAUGGCAAAGCCACGCUUCAGCGUUUUACAACCUGGCUUAACCUAGCCAAUAGCCUACAGAAGAGUCUUUAAUUUUGAAUGUUUUUCACUCGAGGGAAGGCAAGCGCAAAGCUUCCCUCCCUUCGUGCGUCUCUCGCGCUCCAAGCCCGCUUCACGCUGGCUUUUGCUUACAGUACCUGAAAAACAUGCAGAAUUAAAGCCUGUGAACAGAUUAUCCUGGUAAUUUACCAGUGUACGUUUGUGUGCAUUUCUCAAUUUCUCAUUUGGGGAUGUUUUUCACCACUGUUAUGGGAAAAGUUUUAGUUUCAACGGUGAAGGUACUGUCCAUUGUUUUGUAGCCUCUCGUCUGUAUCAUAACAUAACAAGAGUAAAGCGCGCGCUUUCAUUGGUCAAUUACCCAUUUGCUAUAUAUUUGCACAUGGGUGAAUGGUGACAAAAGCUAGUGCGUCACUUUCUCAGCGGCUAAAUUUUUUUACCUAAUGGCUGGCAAAGAUUUUUGUCCUAAUACUGAAAGAAAGUUUACAAAGACCGUUAAAGAUAAAGUAAAAGUUAAACCUGUCAUGGAUGUGAUUUCACAGGUCAUACUGCAGUUUGUGUAUUGGUAUGCUAUGUGGUGUCGCUGUUGUAAAACAGGUAUUGUUCCCAUGAUCCUUUAUCGUUUAAAGUGAAUUAGUGAAUUAGAUUGGCAUGUUCAAAGGAUUUAAUCUGCUCUAAAGGGCGGCAUUUUUUUUCUUGCAGUGAUGAAACUAUUGCCACCUAUUAUGAACCCCGUAAAUUGCCGGCCCGGAAAGCGGGACGAAUUUUGCCUUCCUUUCUUAUGGAAAACGUUAGGCCGGUUUCUGUUCUUCUGGGAAACAGUUCGGUUACUGAACAGAGCUCGACCUUUCGAGUUUUACUCUCGGUAACUGGGCUGGAGUGAUCAUUCAUAAAAUUUCUGGCCCGGUUACUGAGAUCUCGGUCGCAGAAACUGAGAUCUCGGCAGCCGGGAUAGCCCACCAUUACAAUUUGAGGACAACAAAAUUUUUACAAAAGAAAGAGUAAUGACGCGAAAUCUAUGAAACCGGGGUCAUGUGAACAGGCUUUGAAGGCAAUUUGAAUGGUAUUAGAUAUUCUUCCUGAUUCCUGAUUGUGAGCAACAGGAAACAAAUUGAUGGAAAUGCAGCAGUUAAUUAGAGAAGGCAAUGUUUUUGUUGCUAUUAACUUUUUUCCUUCCGGACAAGUCAUAAAGUGUUUAUAUAUUUUUGUUGUUUGGUAGAUUGGCGCUUGUGAAAAGUGGGUGUGUUACAUGUGUUCAGGAAAAUCUCAGGGACUCAUCACACCUCGGAAGGACUGGUCCGCCGGACUACAGGAAUUAUUUAUGAAUGACAAGGAACAAGAUUUUGUAAGAAGCUUCUUCAUGUAUUCCGUUCAGUCACUGUUUACCCAGUGAUGAACGAAUAAUGCAUUUAACUCUCGCAUUUUCGACACUUCGUUAUUACAUACACCUGGGUGAUACGAACAGCUGUUAAAUCCCCGACAAAACUUGCUAAAGUUUGGCAAAGUUUCCUGUCCAUAGCUUCUAGGCCCCAACAACGCAUCAAUCGAAUUUUUCAAAAAAUGUGUAAAUAGGUAUUAGUCCUCCCAUGCAAAGGUUUUCUUUUCUUUUCUUUUUUUUUUUUUUUUGUUUUUAACGUUCUUCAUCCGUUAACCGUCUACGCGCACAGAGACGCAUUAUACGUCCACAGAAACUAACUUUCGAAGGACGUCGCUCAAGACCGAUUACGAUGGAUAUUUCGUGUGGAAUGCGUCUUGUGCCCGUCUUUGUUCGAGAGGUGCAUAACCAGACGAACUCCAAAUGUUUGCCCAAGUUCGUUCAGACGGAUUGUGCGUAUUUAAUGUAAACUGAAAUGAUCAAUGAAUGCAACAUUUUUACCUCCGCAGAAAGCACCCUACACUUUUCCAGCCCUCCCCCCAGAGGAACGUCGAUCCAUCAGAGUGUUAUCACUGUUUGACGGAAUAGCCUCGGGUAAGUACGAAAAUGGGCUCGCUUUAUUUUUACAUGUAAAGGAGACCGAGACCGCAAUUUUAUACGCGGUCAUCUGAGCCACUGGUAAGUCUAGCCAAUUGCAGCAGUGCUUUCUCCUCAGUUAUUGAAGAACCUGUGGUUUGGUCCGGUCGCGGGGAAUCCGCUGGGAACUUGCCGCUCUGUAGUCCAGCUUUUUACCACCAGACCUAAUCCUGCCGCGAUUUUCACAAAGUGACACCAUCGUGAAUCCAUAACUGAAAGAUAUUAACUGGCCAUUUAAUUCUAUUCUUUAACAGGACUUCAGGCGUUAAAAGAACUUGGUAUUGAAAUAGAACUUUAUUGUGCUUCUGAAAUUGACGAACAAGCCGUUCAGGUAAGUUCUUUUGUAAACUCAUGUACCCUUAUCUCUCCUCUAACAUAAAAAAUGCAGCCAGUUGAAAGGAUGAAAAACUGUUAAUUGUUGUUAAUAAACCAUUUUCAUGAUGACGUCUUUUUAGACCCUGUUUACACGGAGUGGGGGACCCCGGUCUACUGGGGUAAGUUUCUUUUGUUUUGUGUCCCCCAGAGCGUGAAAACAAAAGAAACCAACCCCACUAGACCGGGGUCCCCCACUCCAUGUAAACAGGCCCUUACUGCUAAAACCAGAAUUCGUUUUGUUUUUCCUUUCAUAUUUAAAUUUGGUAAUCCCCUGUUGAGGUAUAAAUAACAAAAGCACUGAAGGAUUCUGGUAGUAGAAAGAAGAAGAGAAGUAAAAGAACGCCAUAAUGCAAAUGGCCCAUUAUUAAAACUGUUAAUUGUUAAUUAAUUCAAAGUUAAUUUGAAUGGAAACCUUUUUGUAUCCUUCUGAGUCUUAAGUAAUCCUCGGCAACCUCAAGAAGACACUUCUGAUCACAUUUUACAGGUUUUUUCCCUCAGUCUUAAAGGAGCUGGGUCAAGCAGAGGGAAAUAUGUUUCAAAAUUCAAACAGAAAACCUGCCACCAAAUUGAGUAAAACAAAAUAAUCGCUCAAAACGUUAAAAGAAGGUAUAAGUAAAGCAAAGAACAAAAGAAGGUACAUAUGGACAAACUUGUGACCUUUUUUUAUGUUAUUAUAACCAUGUUAACCGUUUUUGUUCUUCGCCAGGUCGCUAAAGUCCAACAUGGUAGUAGAAUCUGUCAUAUUGGGGAUAUACAAAAGAUUUCUAGGGCACAAGUAAGUUAAUUGUGGAAGCUAAUGUGCGCUUUUCUCAUUAUAUAGAUUUGUGCUAGGGUUCGCGCUACUCGUUGGAGCUCUUAGAAGCUCUGGAAUUUAGUUUUAGAUUUCGAUGACGCUUGAAAGCCCACCUUGAAAAAAAGAAUUUCCGCUCAAAGUGUUUGAAUGGGAAGUGUGAUUCAAAGAUUAAGCAGAUUUGGGGCGAAUAUAGUGUACUCUGUGUGCGUUCGAAGAAAAAAGAAAGAAAAACCUGGCAUUUUUGUAAGUUUGGGAACUAGUACCUUUUUAAAAGCGGCUUUUUGUGCCUGUGGCUAAAAUUAAAAGAAGUUGUCAAAGUACCACUUGUAAUUCGAACCUGCUUCAGUUUUAUCGGUCAACCCGACACUACGAUUAAACGCUUCGACUAGAUUAGUUCCUUAAUUUUUAAAACCCGCAAUCGCGCCGAAAACCGCUACCCUCCUCUUUGUUCAAGCAACUACAAAGCACGGUUAACCUGUCAAACUCGUUAAAACCGGUUUGUGGUUUAUUCUUGUUUCGCAGAUUGAACAAUUAGGUCCAUUUGAUUUUGUUUUUGGAGGAAGCCCGUGUAACGACCUUUCCAUUGCAAAUCCAGUAAGAAGAGGAAUUUAUGGUAAGCAGUCCGAAAGUGUUAAGGAAUACCUUGGUGGAUGGCGCUGGUUUGAAUUGUUUUUCAUUUUUCAUUGCUGCGUUGUCGGAUUGGCUAAAAUAUUUCGCGCCACGUUAUCACUUGAACCAAUCAGAAGUGAACCAAAACCAAUCUAACUUGGGCGAACCUAUUUUCCCGCGCUUGGCCGGGCGCCGACCGACAGCAUGUGUUCCUCGAAAUCUGAUUGGCCCUUUUCAAACCUGACCCUGCGACUGAAACUUUGAGGGAAGGACCGCUUGCAAUGUAUACUUAAAGUCUAGCUGGAUUGACCACUCCGUAUCUUCUACCCCCCACUGCGCAUUCGACGUCUUUUUUGGGGAAGGCGAGUGUCUACAAUCAGUUGAUCCAUAUGCGUGAAUUAUGCUUGUCUUCUUGGUCGUGAUUCACAGAAAAGAGCCUCCUUUUUCACGGCAUACGUCUGUAUACUUGGUGACCAACGCAGGAAAAGUGGAUUAUAACCAUGAAAACAGAUCACCAAAACUUACCUACCAUUAAUCACUUGACUGAUAAUAGCUUUGUUCUUCACAGAGGGAACUGGUCGCCUUUUCUUUGACUUUUUCCGGCUUCUUGAAUACGCGCGACCCAAGUCAGAGAUGGAAAGACCAUUCUAUUGGCUUUUUGAGAAUGUUGUUGGCAUGAGAGCGGAAGACAAAUGUGUCAUUUCAAGGUUUCUUGAGGUAUGAAAACUGACAAAGGUCGCGUCGCUGUUUACACAGGGUAUCUAGUCUUCAUGUUCAACACUACUGAUUUUUUCAAAUUUGAUUCCGAAUUAGCCACGUUAGAAACGAGAAAAGAGUUGGAGCCGAAAUGCGUCCCGCAAUUGUUAGUAGGAUCGUUAUUGGGGACUGACCCGUCGACUAUUGGCCAAUUUUUUCCCCCUGUCCCUAGUAACAGUUGUAGAAGUCUUUGCGAAAAUUAACUCGUCCCAGUCUCCUCGUUUUUAAGUGGUCAAAUUCAGUUAAGUAUUUUGAUGAUUAAAUUGUAUUUACCCUUGCGUUAUCGUACUGCUAACUCGCUUCCAGGAUCCAACCCCUUCUUUUCUUAAUUAAAAAGGAGAAAAUCGUGUCAGGGUCCGAAAUUAACUUUUUAAUACGAGCGCCAACUGGCGAUCAAGUAUAAAUUUUUGGUCGCCAGAGGGCAAAUUGUGGUCGCCAAAAAUUCCCCCUCCCUUUUUUUCAAAUAAAAGUUUAAACACGAAUAAAAAAUGCAUGGUAUGGACGUUUUUGUGCUUAAAAAUUGCAAUACUUCCGCUCCCGAUACCAGAAAGAAACCGUACGUGUACGAGUGAAGUCUCAUCUUUUCCACAAAUUACUUUUUGGAGAUAUACAUGUAAAGCCAUCUGAUCUAGAACGUAGGAACAGAAAGCUGUCUGCCCAUGACUGCACCGGAUCAUAUCAAAACUAUUUUUCUUCCGAUAACUACCACAAAACAAUCCACAAAACAAUCCACAAAACAUAGCCGCCAUGUUGCUCGUACCAGGCCACAUUUUUUUGUGGGCCACAUUACUCGUAAUGGCGGCUUGGAAACGUUCAACUCGUAUUGAUAGUAGCUGUUGUGGAGGUAUUAUUACAGGAAGCUUCGUUUCACUUUUAAUUAAAAAAUAUCAGCAGGACAAAAAGUAAGACACGUGUUGGCAAAUAGCUUCAAGGUUUCAAUUCUUAAUCAGUUUCUCCGAACGUUUAAGUCCACAAUAACAACCAGCUUUACAAGUCGCUAGCUGGCGACCAGCUAUGAAAUUCUGGUCGCCAGGACUAAAUUUUUAGUCGCAUUGGCGACCAGGAAGGCGCAAUUUCGGACCCUGCGUGUUUCUAAUACUUUAUCAUGAAAAAUCUGUAGCGGAAAAUUUUCCAGUGUAAUUAAGGCUUUUAGAGUUAGCAAUAGACAACAAUUUUCCAUUGUCUGUACCCCUAUCGACGUUAGAAAUGACGUCAAAAAAAGUUUUGGAACAUUUUGACGUCAUUUUUAUGGUCGAUAAGGAUAAAGACCAUGGAAAAUUGUUGUCAAUUUGUUUUUUCAAUAACAUUGACAGUUUUGACGUCCAUCUUCGUGACAGUUUCUCGGAACAUCGCCCGAGAGAGAAAGAGAAAAACAAAUUGCGCCACCGGAGAUACACAGUCACAGUCAGGCAAAACCUGACUGACAGUCACAGUCAGGCAAACCUUGUUGUGACACAGUGUGCGCCUUCCCCCCAACCUACCCCUUUAAAAAAUCCUAGCUACCUCGUGACUGGCGAGAGUGGUUUUACGCCUAGCGCCACUCAGUAGCACAGUCACGAUGCGAAAAUUUAAAUGUGCUUCACUUGCGUUAUUCACGGUAUACCAACAAGUCUUUUAUGAUUCCACUUGCAGUGUAAUCCCGUUGUGGUAGACGCCAAAGACAUUUCUCCUGCUCACCGAGCGCGCUAUUUCUGGGGAAACCUACCCGGCAUGAACAGGUGAACCGGUUCAUGUUUUUCCUUCAAUCUUAUAGUCUGUAUCAUCGUUAGUGUCAAACAAGUCACCAUGCAGCUGGCCCCGGUUUUCAAAAGAUGGAUAGCGCUAUCCACCACACUUAUCCACUAUCCAGUAGAUAAGUGUUAGGGAAACUAUUUGCGCUAUCCAGUAGAUAAUGAUUUUUCCGGUGGAUAGCGCUUUUCACUUUUUGAUCAACCGGAGCCUUGGCAAUUUGUUUAAAGCGGUUAAGAUAACCAAGGAUAGCUUUUAGAUUUGAAUUCAGUACUAAGCGCUUACAAAGCAUAUUCAAGUAAAUUUUUUUGCCCACAAUUUAAUGUUUGGACGCGCCCAAAUGACUAAAUAUCUCAGAGUACGCUUUGAACAAAAGAAACAGUAACCGGGAUAAAAAUUUGUCGCCGAGUUAGCGAUAAUUGGCUUUCACACGGCGAAACGCGUUAUUACGGUGAGAAGUGUGAAGCUCCCGCCAAAAAGGGCUUCUUGAAAGACUAACGUUACUUACAAUGGCUAAUGAGAACCUGUCAGUUUACUGAUCAAUUGUGGUGCUUUACGCUUGAUCAUGCAGGCCAACCAUUCCUUUACCAGGCGACAAGCUGUGCUUACAGGAAUGUCUGGAACCAAAUUGUGGACGACAGGCAAAGGUACGUUAUUCGGCUCGAAGGACCAUCAUGAGUAUUCCUCCUUAGAUUCUUGGUCCAAAAGUCCCACCCUUCGAGCAGAACUUCGUUUUGUCUUCUUGAGUAGGAAAAUAAAGAGGGGCUCUGCCUGAGUCUUGAAUCGCGUCAAGCCUUUGAAGUCGCCAAAGCCCGAGCUUCGAUUCUGGUCUAGUUAAUCUUGUUCUCUGUCGUCAAACUGGUUAGCCGAGCAUCCGUUUAUUGACAAACCGAUGGUCAUCACUAAGCCUGAUAUACCUAGUGCACGGCUAUUAGGUCUAGGUUCAAAACAUUAUCCCAGCAAAAAGCAGCACAUGCUCAACAAAUAUCUUCCUCGAUUCAUGUGGAGUCUUUCUCGAGUACGCCAAAAUUGAGCAAGGGAAGGAAAGGCUUUGCUAGCAAGGGAAAAGUGGAAGAAGUUCCAAGGAAUUGUGUAGCACAUGAAACGAUGCCAAAAAAAUGCAUGUUUAGCAUGAGCUUCACUGUACAUAUCUCUGAGCUUGGCGAUCAUGUGAUGUAAUGAUCUCACAGGGCAACAAGGCCCAGGGAUCAUGAGCAUCCGAUAGUUUGUUGGUAAAGCGUUCAAGCUAGUCACCAGAAAACCAAAAAGUCAUCUGCUGUAGAUUUUGAACUCGGAAAUAUAUUUCUCUGAGAAGCCUUCGCCACUGGUUACCAGUUCUUUCGCUGCACUGCAAUGGGGCGAUUCUUCACCUUAUUUUAUUGAUGUAUACGAUAUUACUUCUGCUCAGUUUCCCCUUCUUUGCCCAAACGUUGUGAGCCACGUGAAAAAGCCUUUUAUGAUGUCCUUGCAAAAAAAAAACACCUCGAAGACUUGGCUAAGUCUUGUUUUUCCCAACCCAUUUCUUGGUGUCUGGAUCUCGGAAGAAACUAGCCUGAGAGCAGGCUAUCCAUUUGGGGAAUUCGCGAGAAGUUAUGAAGUUAUGCGCAGAUUAGAUUGUUCGCAGUCUAGUAUGAUCACUCCUCGUGUUUGAUAUAAAUGUUGUUGCUCAAUUUAUCCUUGGUUCAAGUUUUUUUUUUCGUUUCACUAUCUUUAUUGUAUAUUACUACACCCCCAAAAAACGCAGUUAUCGUGCGAAAAGAUUUCAACCGAAUUGUUUUUGUUUUCAGUUUACAAAGGUGCAAACCCUCACCACCAACGCCAAUUCUAUGCUUCAAACUAAGAAAGCCCUGCUUCCAGUUCAAUACAUUGCCAGUGAUGGACAGGAGAAAGAAGAUAUUCUUUGGGUUACAGAGAUGGAAAGGUAAUAUUCUACACUAUACCAUAAUUCAAGUUGGUUGAUUGUAUGUUGUUUUGUUUUGUCUUUUCUUCGCUGCAGUCUCGGUAAGUCCUAUUGACUUAUACCACAGACGACCCCAGUUUGAAGAUUCACAUUUUGAAACAUGUCGACCAUUAUAAAUGUCUGGUUGUUUGUUUUGUUCAACUUUAAAAUCCUAACUUCAACGUUGCCAAUUUUUCCGAAAAGGUGGGCAUUGUGGUAAGACUGACCAGUCCAAAUGUUGGAAAAACUAGUUCGCUGUUCAUCUUUGCAGAUAUUGUUGUUAAACACCGUAUUCCAAGAAAAUGGUGGCAAAUUUAGUCGUUCUGUUGUCUUCAUGAUGACUGGCCGUCAAUGUCUCGUACCAGGGUAAAAGUUCUUUGAAUUCUACAGAUGCAAUCAACUAUGAUCGACAUGAGAAAAAUAAUAUUGUCCCCUUUUUGGAAUAAGGUGAACACUACAUGAUUUAUCGACAAACUGGGAAACAGAUUUUUUUUCAAUCGUUUUGAACAAAGUUGAAAGCAUGUUGAACGCAUGGAAUUUCGGUCUGGUUAUUAAAAAGGCAGUGUUACCAAGAUUCAGUGCUACUUGAAAUUCAGCAAAACCGUCCGCAACAACGUAACGUAAAUCCGGCGUGCAAAGAAAGUAGUGUCCGGUAACCCGGGGCGAGUAGAUUCUCCUACAGAGCUAGUGAAUUUUUGCCCGACGGGCAAGUGAAGGUUUUUGGGGGAAUUCAAAUUGAAGAAUUAAUGCUCAUCAAAACUUUUUUUUCGCACUAGUUGAAAUGACGGCUUUUUGGCUAGUACAUGCCAACUACAGCUUGCCCGAAUGGCAAGCUGUAUAAAUGACUUUCUUUGCAGCUGGAAAUCUCCUCAUACUUUGGUAGUCUUUACACCAGGCCGUUAAGUAAGACUUAAGAGCUGCUAAGUUUUACUUAACCAAAGAUACGUGUUUUACAUCUCAGUAAAGUUGACUUGAAAACCAUCCUUAAAACCGACUUUACGAACUUGCGAACCAUGUCAGACAAUCUUAAUUAUGUUGCGUGGGAAAGUAGGCUUAAGGUAACCUGAAGUAAAAAGGAUAGGUUGGGUGUGACGCGUCCUGUUACUUAAAGAAUUUAAAUUUGACUUGUCUUGAAGUAUUUCUUAGUUUAUUUAGGCUCUAUUGUAAAGACUACCAUAGUGUUGUAUUGUCUUGUUAACAGUUACGUUGUUCAAGAGUGCGUGGAAACUGUUUUGCUGAAAAAAAAAACUGCCGACGUUUUCAAGUUCAGUGUUAUUCAGGAAAAAACGCGUAAAACACAUUGAUUGAUAUUUAUUCACACCUUGGAGCCAAAUAUAUUUAUGCUUUACACUUGUCCUUCAAGUCCAAUUCUGUGCAUCAACGAAGUGUACCUUUGAAAUUCAAGACGGCAUAUUGUACUUGAAAAGGUGGGGAAGUCCAGGCUACUGAUUCUGAUUUUUACAACCCACAAAAUUUAGAUCGUACAGGAAUUGGGACAAAAUAUUCAAGACUUGUCUGCAAAAAAUAACUGCUGUGUUUUAUUCUCAGGUUGUUUGGUUUGCCUUCUCAUUACACUGACGUCAGCAACAUGGGCCGGUCACAGAGACAGCGGUUGCUGGGGAAGUCAUGGAGUGUUCCUGUAAUAAGGCACCUUCUGUCGCCACUGAAAGAUUACUUCAAAUGUGAAUCUUGA